AUGGAAGACAAGAAACGAAUAAAAAGGAUUUUUGUCAACGACGUCCAUCGAUAUUCCUCCAAGAACAUUGCAGAGUUUUUAUCAGGCUGCAGUUCCGGAGAGUCCCCAGAGGAUCGUGGACGUCAAGCUGCUUUUGAGGUGGUGGGGACUACGUCUUCUUCCUCCUGCAGGGAGGACGGGUCAAAGUCACUGUUCGAACAGUACGAGUCACCAACCAGAAAUGAGCUUUUUCAGCACCUGUUGGAGUGUGAUGUAGUGGUUUAUAACAUCUCAGAAACUACUGCACAACAACAGAUAGAAGAAGCAACGUGGGCAUUGACAGCCCUUCAUGCUGAGAUGGAGAACUUCAAAUAUGGUAAAAUAUUCAUCCUAGUCUCCACUGUAUUGACGUGGGCCAGGACCAAACCUCAAAACCCGGAUGACACUGAUGCUGUGCUAACAGAGGAGGAGUUCAGACGCAGAAGGCCUCAUCCUAGUUUCAGACAGCACCACAACCUGGAGAAGCUCGUGCUGAAAUUGACUAAAGGCCAGAAGACCAAACUAAAUGGUUAUGUCGUAGGUAGUGGUAUCCAGUAUGGCCGGGGGGAGAAUCUCUUUCACUAUUUUUUUAAGGUUUCAUGGCUGAUGCAGUUUCCAAAAGUUCCUGUUUUUGGCGAAGGCACAAAUCACAUUCCCACGAUUCACGUAUAUGAUCUUGGAGGGGUGAUCCAGAAUAUUAUCGACCUCAAGCCAAAGUCAAAGUACAUACUUGCCAUUGACUCUUCGAUGAACACUUUUGGUGAUAUUGUGCAGAGGAUAAGCAAUCUUCUCGGGCCACAACAAAUCCAGACGUUACCAGAGCAGGAAGCCAUCGCCAUGGAAGCCUUCAAGACGGAGGAGCUGGAGUACCUUAAGAUCAACCUCCGUCUGGACGCCUUCAUCAUAAAGGACUCUUUCAAGCUCGACUGGGUGUCUGAGGCCGGGAUGGUUGAAAAUAUGGAGAGCAUUGUGGAGGAAUACAGAGACACCAGACAACUCCUGUCUGUUAAAAUCUGCCUGGUUGGGCCUCCAGCUGUGGGAAAGAGCAGUGUUGCAGAGAAGCUCUGCCAUUUUUAUCAAAUCCCCCACAUCAGGGUGCAAGGCCUCAUCGAAGGGAAGAUGAAGGAACUGAGGGAGCGAUCGACUGAGACUGACCCUGACCUGGUCAGUGAGGAGGAGGCAGCUGCUGCACAGAAACAACUGAGAACUAUUGAGAAAAGAAUGAAUGAAAAUGAAGGUCAACUGGCUGAUCUGAUUUGUGAGAUUUUGCUUGAAAAGCUGAAUUCCAAACAGUGUAUCAACCAAGGGUUUGUCCUUGACGGCUUCCCUGAAACUCAAGAAGAAGCCAAAAGGAUUUUCUCUGGUGAGUUUCAGCCCUGCCACAACUUCAUGGAGGAAAACCAGGAUUUGGACUCUGGUUUGAAAACCCCCGUGUACAACAAGAAGAUCACUCCAGAGUAUGUUUUUGAACUUCAAGCUAAAGACGAUUUCCUGAUCAAGAGAGUCCAGGAGCUUCCGGAAUGUGUGGCGGAGCAGAUGCAUUACACUCAGGAUGAGUUUGUUUCUCGUCUGAAGAGAUACCGGCAGCUCAGUGGCGCCGAGGACACACUGCUGGACUACUUUGAUGAGCUGGAGAUCCACCCAGAACACAUUGAGGUCACUGUGGACAAUCCAGCGAACGCAGACGUCAUGAAGAACAUCACAGAGACUGUCGGGCCUCCCAAGAACUACGGCCUGAGUCCGGAGGAGCAGGAGGAGGAGGAUCGGAGGAAAGAGAAGGAGGCGAGGGAGAAACUGGCUGCACAGGCCUGUGAGAGGAAACACAGGAAGGAGGCAGCGCUGGCUGAGAUGACCACUCAGUACGAGGAGUGGAAGAAGAACGUGUCAGAGGUGAAGCGGCAGGAGGACGAGCUGCUGGAAGCGCGAGCUCUUCCUCUGAGGAGCUACCUGAUGAAGCACGUGAUGCCCUCGCUGGCCGCCGCCAUGACGGACUGCAGCAAGAUCAAACCCGAGGACCCCGUGGACUUCCUGGCUGAACAUCUUUUACGGAACAUCCAUCAAGAAGAGGACAAACAGUUCUAA
Messenger RNA from Salarias fasciatus (jewelled blenny), 2100 nucleotides. Its product is annotated as adenylate kinase 7-like. The record is from RefSeq and is a predicted model, not a curated record. Gene Ontology annotation, biological process: nucleobase-containing compound metabolic process. Gene Ontology annotation, molecular function: nucleobase-containing compound kinase activity; ATP binding. The coding region runs from base 1 to 2100 and encodes 699 amino acids. The transcript has 18 exons. Lineage: Eukaryota; Metazoa; Chordata; Actinopteri; Blenniiformes; Blenniidae.